Messenger RNA from Spodoptera exigua (beet armyworm), 1224 nucleotides. The record is from the annotation of a GenBank genome assembly. Lineage: Eukaryota; Metazoa; Arthropoda; Insecta; Lepidoptera; Noctuidae.
AUGGCCCUGCUGCCACUCCUGCUACUUGUUACUCUUGUUCAAUUCGCGAGUUGUAGCCAUUCCCCAUGCGUGAUAGAGUUAGAGUGCGCGGAAUGCCUGCCGGACAACAUGCCGCUGGUGACGUCGCCGCGCGGCGCCAACGGCACGCUGCGGCUGGCGCAGGGCGCGGCGCUGGCGCUGUCGUGCGGCGCGGGCCGCUUCCUGGCCGCGCCGCUGCACGCCCAGCUCGAGGCGCGCUGCCACGCCGGCCGCUACCGCGUGCUCGGCCGUCUCUACCACCUGCGCGACCUCGGCUGCCAGGAGAGCAUCUUUGAAGACGUUCUGCAUCAGGUCGAUGACUGCGGAAAUUUACAAGGCCGAGCGUAUCUUAUGCACGAGGCGGGAGGACAAGUACGUCAUCUAGCGACCGCAUGUUUUGACGCAGACCGCGGCGUAGCAGCGCGCCUGCAGGUGGUAGUGGGGGCGGCGGGGGCCGCGGGGCCCGCGGGCCCUCCGCACUCGCACGCCUCGGCGCCGCGCAGCCUGCUGGGCAACUUCAACCAGAUGUUCGACGCGGCCACGCGCCUGGCGGCCGAGCGUCUUUACUCCGACGACAUCCGUCUGAACCGGCGCCUCCACGAACUGCUCCGAUUCGACCAAUAUUCGUUCGCCGACCAAACUCUCACCUCGGGCAAGUUGUUGAGCAGCCAUUAUUUUGACGAUCAGAUCAUGCGAGUCACCGACUUUGUUUCCAACAAAGUGGCCGUGUGGAGCAGCGUGGCCAAGGGCAACCUGCGCCACCUGCACGAGGACGUGGCGCGCUUCGUGCAGGCCCGGCGCGCGCACGAGGACGUGCACGUGCUGGCCGGCACGCUGGGCGUCAUGUCGCUGCGCGCGGGGAGCGAGGGGGGCGAGGGGGGCGAGCGCACGGACCUGUUCCUGGCGGCGGGCGAGCGCUUCCCGGUGGCGCGCUACUUGUGGACGGUGGUGGCGGCCCCGCAGUCGGGGCGCGGCGUGGCGCUGGUGGUGCUCAACGACCCGUUCGUGGCCGUGAGCGAGGUUCGCUCCGCCGUGUUCUGCACCAGCGCAUGUUCCCAGCUGGGCUGGCUGCAGCAGCUGCGCAGCAAGCGCUACUACGAGAGCCCGCUGUACGGGCUCGUCUUCUGCUGCAGCCUGCGGGACUUCGCCGCGCACGGGGUCGCGCUGCCGGCGGGGCUCGCGCUAGACGUGCCCUUGCUCACCUAG